Ochlerotatus camptorhynchus is the source of this 1319-nucleotide messenger RNA. Its product is annotated as phosphotriesterase-related protein. The record is from RefSeq and is a predicted model, not a curated record. Lineage: Eukaryota; Metazoa; Arthropoda; Insecta; Diptera; Culicidae. Gene Ontology annotation, molecular function: hydrolase activity, acting on ester bonds; zinc ion binding. The transcript is spliced from 5 exons. Gene Ontology annotation, biological process: catabolic process. Bases 209 to 1276 code for a protein of 355 amino acids.
UUGAAAUCAGCUCCGUGCUAAUAACAAAGUCAAGCUUAAAUUUGUUGAUAAAAUUUUCGUGUUAUAAAGACGCGAAACCAAUCUGUUCAAAUAUUCUGUGACUGGACGUUCUUCGGUGCGCUUGCUAUUUAAUCUUGCUAAUCGGUCGGAUGUGGUGUUUUUAAUUAGUUGAUUGUGAUUUGUUUGACUGCUACCACAAUUAUCAAAAAUGGCGAAAGUGAUGACAGUCCGAGGCCCGGUAGAUCCUUUGACGCUGGGGUUUACAUUAACGCAUGAACAUUUGUCGUUGGACUUUCAUCAUUUUUACGUUGCACCCCCUCCAGGACUGGAGGUUUAUGUCAAUAAAAAGAUCACGCUACAGAACGUAGGAUACGUUCGUCAGUAUCCGUACAGCUCUGCGUACAAUGUCAAUUUCGAAGACGAUGAAACUCAUGAUGCUGUGCUAAAAGAUGUAAUGCAGUACAAAGCUUGUGGCGGAAGCGCAAUUGUUGAAAACACAUCGCAUGGAAUCAAUCGUAAUUUGAAACUUCUUUACAAUAUUUCGGAAGCGUGUAAUGUGCAUAUAGUCGCCGGAACAGGACAUUACGUCCAAAUGGUCCAACCGGACUCCGUUACACAUAUGACGAUCGAAGAGUUGGGUGAUCUGUAUACAAAGGAAAUUCUAUUUGGGAUACAAGUUGAAACCAAUGCUCAUGAAACCAAUAUGAUAAAAUGUGGAAUUAUAGGCGAAGUUGGCAGCUCAUGGCCGAUCACCUCGUUCGAGAAAAAAGCAAUUCAAGCAACAGCAGAAACUCAAAGCGUUCUCAACUGUCCAGUAACCUUCCAUCCGGGACGAGAUAAAGAUGCACCGGCUGAGAUUAUUCGUUUAUACUUGGAAGCAGGAGGAAAGGCAGACAAAUGUGUUAUGUCUCAUUUGGAUCGUACAAUAUUUGAUUUUGAAGACCUGUUGGAAUUUGCAAAGCUUGGAACGUAUUGUCAGUUUGAUCUAUUUGGAACAGAAUGUUCAUACUAUCAGUUCAACAAUCUAGCAUACAUGCCAUCGGAUGAGCAACGUAUUGAAAGCAUCGUGCAUCUGCUGAAUGAAGGCUAUGAAGAUCGUAUUCUGCUGUCACAUGAUAUUCACACCAAGCAUCGACUGACCCAUUUUGGUGGACAUGGCUACUCCCACAUAUUGAACAACAUUCUAAUGCGUUUUGCUUUGCGAGGAAUCGAUAUUAAAACAGUCGACAACAUAACCAUCAAGAACCCCGCCAAGUGGUUGGAAAUGAAAAUUUGAGAGAGUAAACAAGCAGAAGAAUAAUUGUUGAUUUGCGUGUUAA